AUGGAUAUCAACUUGUACAUCCACAGUAUUGAGAUAGAAUUUCCGACAAACAAAAGAUACGUAAAUGCGAAUGAAGAACAAGAGGAAAAAAAAGAGGAGGUUAAAGAAGAGGAAGAAAAGGAAGAAGAAAGAGAAGGCAAAGGAAAAGGAGACGAAGAAGAAAGCAUAGUUUACUGUUUACAUAUAAAGGUAGAAGACAAUGUAGAUGAACAAAAUAGGCAAGGAAAAAAUGUGAAGUUUUAUGAAACACCUUGGUACAUGAGCAUCAAAAAGGACAACAGCGAAAUAUGUAUGAUGUCCUACGAAAUGAACAUUUCAUAUGCCUUUAAUUUGCUAGAAAAAUACGAAAGCCUAAUUUUGUACGUGCUGAGGAAGAACUUGAAAAACGACAAAAUCGAAUAUGUGCACAGAAACGAGUUAGAUAUAAAGGACAAAAAAUAUUAUGAUAAUACUAAUUGUAUACAUUUUGAAAAUGAUGUAAUAAAAGGGAAAAUAAAAUUAUAUUUAAAGAAUGGAAUAAUAUACAAUCAUUUAUUAAAUAAAAUAAAGUCAGACGAUUUUUUAAAUGAUGCAUUUUUAAAAAAAGAACAAGUGCCUAAAAUGCAACUCAACGAAAAUGAUGAAAAUAUGAUUAUACGUAAAGAGAAUAUAGAAGAGGAGGAAAGAUAUCAAAACGAUUUUUUACAAGAUAAAAUGAUUAUUAACGAUUUUAAGGAUUUGACAAAAGAACGAAGAACAUUAUACUGGGUUUAUUUAGAUGACAAUAAUAAUGAGCAAGGUCCAUUUAAUAGUUAUGCAAUUUUGCACUGGGUAAUGAAUGAAUAUUUUGAAGAUAAUACUUUAAUAAGAUUACACGAUAAGAAGAGGUUUUAUAAAUUAUAUCAAGUUAUUGAAUAUAUUGAAAAAAAUGUUUUAUUAAUUACACAAAAUGGUAAAGUGCAAUAUGGUGAACAACUAGGCCUCAUAUCGGAGGACGGGCUGCAUGGCAAUAUGAAUCAAAAAAACGAAAGGCAUCUUUUUAAUGAGGCACAAAAGAAAAAUACGGAAAAUUUAGAAAAUGCGCAGAAUGAGCGAAAUUUCCAAUCAAAGGGUACAAUAAUUAACGAUUAUGUAAAAAAUGAAAAUGACUCUGAAAAUUAUUUCGAAAAUGUAAAUGGAAAAGAGGAUAAAAAGAGAAGAAGCGAAAGGGACAACCAACUAGUGCAUGCCCAUGAAUCUAUAGACCGAAUUUGUGAUGGUGGAAAUAAAAAUUAUGACGACAAAUUAGGAAUAAAAAAAAAUGUAAGUGAUAAAAAAGACAGUAAAAAGGAAGAACAGCAAAACAUAGACAACCGAAACCAUGAUUUUAGUAAAAAUACCAAAAACUCAAAAAAAAAGAAUCAAGUAAAAAAAUUAAAGAAAGAAAUUAAAAAAAUAAAAGAAGAAAUGAUUAAAUUAAAGGAAAAAAGUUAUAGAGAAAAAUGUAUCAUUUAUGAUUCUAUGGGGAAGGAAUCUUAUUGUUCCAUGUCUAAUGGAAACAGAGGGGUGGAUCAAGAAGAAAAGAAAAAAUACUUUAAUCAUAGUAGUAUUGAUAUCAUUGAAAAUAAAUUAUUUUGUAACACACGGAAUAAUAUAUGUAUUAAUGGUAAAGAAAAUAGUUCGGAUGAUAAACAUGUUAAGGAAAAUUUACGCAAGAAUGACUAUUACUAUAACGAUGAAGAUGGUACUAACAAUAAAGGAAAUAUAUUAAGAUCAUAUAACGAAGAACGAAGAAAUAGCGCAAAUAAUUGUACUCGCACAUAUGAUAAGGAGAACAUACAAAAGGUACUUAAUGAUAUUAAUAAAGAAUUUAAAAUAAAAGAAAAUUUUGAAAAAAAAAAAUGCAUUGAUAUUGCCAUGAGUAGCAUAAAUCAAGCGCAGAAAUGUCUGUUGAAUAUUAAAAAAAAGAAAAUGACUUCUUACCUAAAUAGGAUAAUCAAUUUGUCAUUUCAUGAUCAAGCUAUUUAUAUUAGGAAUGAUCAGACAGAAUUUAUUGAUAGUACGUACAUGGAUAAAAAAAAAAAAAAAAAAAAAAAAAAAAUGGAAAAACGGGAGAAGGGUGCUUCAUGUAAUUGUACCAAAUGCAUUCAUAACUCAGGUAAAGGCAGAUCAUCAUAUCCUUUUCCAAAUUGUAUAGACCCUGACAGUUACAUAUUAAGUAGUAGAGGCGAACAAAUAGACAAACGGAUGUAUUUAAUGUCUAACAAAGGAUUAUUUAGGGACGUUUUAGGAGUUAUGCCAAAAAAACAGAAGGAAAGAGAUUAUAUAAGAGUAAUAAAUUGUAGCUCUAAAUUUUUGGGAAAUAAUGAAAAAAACAAGAAAAAGGGCAAAAAAGUGGAAGAUGUGAAAGAUGUGAAGGAAGUGAAAGAACAAGCCAAAACAACAACUACCUUAUGCUUUAACAUUAGAAACAAUAGCUCAGAAUUUAUAUAUACUUAUAAAGUAAGUCACGAUAUGCUUAUGCGACGUAUCAUAUAUUUGCAAUAUAACGUGAAGAAAUGGUUAAGAAAAAAAAGAAAACGUAAAAAAUUAUGUAAUGCAUGUUCUCAUAAUUAUCGUAAUUUUACUGACAAAACGCAGAAUGGUAUAAGCAGUGAAAAAGGAGUUGAUGAAGGAGAGCAAGACAAAAAAAGUAAAACUAAAGACGCUUUAAAUACAAAAAGGCAUACAAUUGCAAGAGAGUACUCAUUAAAUAGCAAAAAUGGGAUUAUGUACGAAGAACGUAUUAACAUAUUAGAAAGGAAAAAUGGGCAUAAAAACGAAGGAAAAACAUCACCAAAAUUUUCACUUUUACAUAAUAGGGAAAAAAGUAAGGAUGUGAAAUUUCAUAGUUUAACUAAUAUCCCAUAUAUUUUUAAAAAAAUUAAUGACAUGAACAAGUAUAAUGAAGACAAGUUGACUAAAAAAUUUAGAAAAAAGAAUUUUGAUGAUGUGUUUGAUAAUUCUCUCAUUCAUAAAUAUGAAUAUGGAAAAAACGAUAUUCCUCUAAAAAGAGAAGAUGUGGAAAUGAUUAAGGAAUUAUAUGGUAUCAAUUGUAAUGAAAUAAAUACUGAACACAGUCAUGUAAAUAUAAAAAAGAAGUAUAAUGUGUACGAUCCGUUGCAUGAUGUAUUAAUUAAAUAUAAAAAGGAUGAAAAUGAAAACAUUAUGAAUGAUAAUACUGCUGAUCAUAAAAAGAAUGAACCGUAUGUAAUUAAUUUAAACAAAUAUAACUAUCUAAAAUUAGUAGACAAAAAUGAUAUAAAGGAUAAAAAAGAUAUUUUUUUGAAAAUAGUGAACAACUUAAAAUUUGACAACAUAUUAAAUGAGAAAAAAAAAAAUUGCAAGUUGCAAAUAAAUUUCAAAAAUAAUUCCAUCAUGCCCAUGGAAAAUAUUUUACACAGAAUAAAAGAAAAAUCUAUCAAUAGAGGUAAUAUGGUAGGGGGAAGCCGGGACAGCAUUUGUGCUGGUAUUAGCAGUAGUAGGCAUUAUAAUAAUAUUAAUAAUAAUAAUAGUAGUAGUAAUAAUAAUAAUAGUAGUAGUAAUAAUAAUAACAGUAGUAGAAAUAAUAAUAGUAGUAAUAAUAAUAAUAGUAGUAGUAAUAAUAAUAAUAGUAAUAACCAUGAAAGUCAUAAAGACAGAAUUAAUUGUAAAUUAACUCAAAUUAAACUUCAAAAUAAGGAUACAUUUUUCUGUGAAAUCCCUGAUAAAAACGAAGAGAAAUUAAUUAAUUACUCUAGUAGGAAAGAUCAUACCAACUGCUUUUUACUUCCUAAUUUGAAGGAUAAUUAUUUAAAAAAAUGCUACAAGGAGUACGUGCGAUAA
Plasmodium malariae is the source of this 3822-nucleotide messenger RNA. RefSeq names its product conserved Plasmodium protein, unknown function. The record is from RefSeq and is a predicted model, not a curated record. The coding region runs from base 1 to 3822 and encodes 1273 amino acids. The transcript is spliced from 2 exons. Gene Ontology annotation, molecular function: protein binding. Lineage: Eukaryota; Apicomplexa; Aconoidasida; Haemosporida; Plasmodiidae.